UAAUUGCAUUUGUUGUGUUAAAAUCAGCCGCUAGAAAACGAGCAACGAGCCUUGGACCAAAUGGCACAAAUCCUGCUGAGAAACAUCACGAGGGCCAGUAAUUCUACUCUGCUGACUACGAGUAGGAUUGGCCCAAGUCCAUUGACAAUCCCCGCCGUCGCCGCCGCUAACUCUUUAAGUCAACAACUACACACAACGUCGCCGUGCUGCGAGAUACGGAAACUUGCUCGAUUGCGCGUUGUGGAUAACAGUGAUCUGGGCAAACGGGCGAUGGCUGAAGGCCGGCCACCCCGCUGCAUACAUGUGUACAAUAAACGUGGAGUCGGUCUGAUUGGUGACAAAGUGCUGGUGGCCAUCAAAGGCCAAAUGAAGAAGGGCAUCUUGGUGGGCCUGAAGCAGAAGCAGCGACUGAAGCAGCCACAAUUUGAUAGCAACAACCUGGUGCUCAUCGAUGACAAUGGCAGUCCGCUGGGCACACGCAUCCACGUUCCGAUACCAACAGUGCUGCGCACGAUACUCAAGGAGAAAACGUUAUCGAAGGGUGCCGACUACACAAAGGUGCUGGCCAUUGCCAGUCGUUAUGUUUAGUUGUUGCUGUUGUGGUGAAAGCCGGUAAAGAUAAAUAAAGAGAACACCUAUUCAUUGUUAUAGUAAUAAAGUAGUAUAUUUUUGUUUUGUUUUAUAAUGUAAUUUCUCGAUCAGCUAGUUUAGUAGAUGCCUAACGUAUGUGUAUGCGUGUAAGUGUGUGUGUGUGUCUGUGUAUGUGUGUAUAUAUUUAAAUGUUUGUACAUAUGCGCGUUAUUUUUGUAAUUAGUAUUUAUGUAGUUUACAGUAAUAGUUGUUGCAAUUGUUUGUAGUUGGUAGUCGAUGAUGACGAUGAUAACAGAAAUGCACACUGAAGUUUCUCCAGGCUGAGGUCACAAUGCAGGCAACAGUCAAGGAGCAGAGAGCGAACGAAAGAAAGAGACAGCAUUCUAUGCACAUGCUUUGUGUAAGCAUCUCGCUCUGAUUCGCCGCUGCUCAUCGCGCGCUCUCGCUUCAACUUGUUUACAUAAAAAAAAAUCAAAUAAAAUAAAAACAACAAGUUGGAGAAGCCAAAGACGCUUCUCCCUCUAUCCAAUGGGGUAGUAAGUACAGGUACAGCCUCCUCCUUCUUCUCCUUCACAUUCACCUUCACCUUCACCACAUCCUCUUAGUUCUCACUUCUCUACUUAUCCAGGUCGAUCCAGGCAUCUUUUAGAUAUUGCCGGCACUGUUGUAGAAUUGAAAGUUGUUGUAGUUAACCGGCGUCUUGGGACUGGGGCACAUGUAAAGGAAGUCGUCGUUUUGCAGCUGCGAUUGGGUUAAGUUUGGCUCGCUGGCGCUACGAUGAAUCUUGGGCAGCGUGCGCAGCAUAUUCUCCAGCAUGUUCAACAGCGGCCGGAACAGGGGACGCUCCUUGGGAUUGUAUUUGAUGCAAUCCUCGGCGAGACGUUUGAGCGCCUGUGGCGCAUCGGAGCGCACCUGGCUCAUGUCCGGGCGCAACAAUCCGCGUCCGACCAUAAACAGUAUUUGAUCCUUGUUGCUAAUGUUGCGAUAUGGCAGACACUCGGCCAACAGUUCGUACAUCACAAUGCCGAACGCAUAGACAUCCGAUUGGAACGAGUAGGGAUUAAGCUCCUGCAUGCGUAUCACCUCCGGUGCCAUCCACAGAAUGCUGCCAGUUGGCUGAUUCGCCUGCUUCUCACCCGACCAGCGUGUCUUGGCUGUGGCCAGACCGAAGUCACCGAUCUUCACCGACAGA
Molecule: messenger RNA, 1783 nt
Organism: Drosophila sulfurigaster albostrigata
Lineage: Eukaryota; Metazoa; Arthropoda; Insecta; Diptera; Drosophilidae
Gene: mRpL14
Product: large ribosomal subunit protein uL14m
Exons: 1
Coding region: 61-588 (175 amino acids)
Biological process (GO): translation
Cellular component (GO): ribosome; mitochondrion
Molecular function (GO): structural constituent of ribosome
Source: RefSeq, a predicted model, not a curated record